CCUUCCAUUAACAUCUAUUCUCUACUCGUCGGCUUUACCGCUGCGGGAUCCCUCCUUCUCAAUCUCCAAUCUCUUUCCACGGCGAAGCCUCCCCCCUCGAUCAUUCUCCCCCAGGAUCCGAGGACCCUUUUCAGCCCCACCACCCUUUCCUUCAGCUGUUCCUCCGGCCAAAAACGACACAAAACUAUAAACUAAUACAAUUACAACAUGUCUGCGCCUUCGCCAAAAGAUGAGAAUGGAUCUGCCCAGAAUAAGGGCUCUUCGGGCUCUUGGACAUCGCUCCUCAAGUCCUUGACCUCAUUCAACGGUGACAUUUCGAGUUUCACCGCACCGCCAUUUAUCCUUUCUCCCACGUCGCUCGUUGAAUACUCUUCAUACUGGGCAGAACACCCUAGCAUCUUCGUCGCGCCCGCGAGUGAACCCGACCCCGCCAAGCGCGCGUUACUCGUCCUUAAAUGGUUCCUCAGUACCCUGAAGCAGCAGUACAGUAGCCGGAAUGACAAGCUGGGAAGCGAAAAGAAGCCAUUGAAUCCCUUCCUUGGAGAACUGUUUCUAGGCAAGUGGGACGAUGAGGCUGGCACCACGCAUCUGGUCUCUGAGCAAGUCAGCCAUCACCCUCCCGUUACUGGAUACCAUAUUUGGAACGAUAAGCAUGGCGUGCGCCUCACCGGCUACAACGGUCAAAAGGCAUCAGUUACUCGAAGAAUUGAUGUGAAGCAAAUCGGCCACGCCAUUCUACACGUUGACAAGUUUGACGAAGACUAUCUUAUCACGCUUCCUUCGCUUCACAUUGAGGGCAUCAUUUAUGGUGCGCCAUUUGUCGAGCUCAACAAAUGCUCGUACAUUCAAUCAAGCACAGGCUACACGGCGAAGAUUGACUACAGCGGCAAGGGCUGGCUCUCUGGAAAGAAGAACACCUUCACCGCUGUGCUUUACCCUGAAGGCAAGGAAAAGGAGCCCUUGUACACCGUCGACGGACAGUGGACAGACAAGUUCACAAUCCGUGAUGCGCGCACGAAGAAGGAGAUUGAGGCAUACGAUGCCAAGGCAAGCCAGACGACGCCUUUGACGGUUGCUCCCAUUGAGCAACAAGACCCUUUUGAGUCGCGCCGGGCCUGGAAGAAGGUUGCCGAGGCCAUCUUGAGCGGUGAUAUGGAGACUACAUCUACGGAGAAAUCCAAGAUUGAAAAUGAGCAGCGCGAGAUGCGAAAGCAAGAGCGCGCAGAGGGCACCGAGUGGCAGCGCCGGUACUUUAUCCCGACCGAGACCGACCCGAUCUUUGAGAAACUUGCUGCGCCCAUUGGCGAGAAGAGCGAGACUGAAAAGACUGGCGGCAUGUGGAAGUGGGACAAUGAAAAGGCAGCCCAGGCAGAAGCCAAGACUGGAUAGACUGAAAGCAGUUAUUGAGUAGGCUAAUUAUUUUUUUCUCCUUUUUACUUCUCUCGGUAUUUUAUUUCCCUUUCCCUUUUCAGCUGCUCCCAUUCCUAGCUGUUCCACG
Molecule: messenger RNA, 1498 nt
Organism: Xylona heveae TC161
Lineage: Eukaryota; Fungi; Ascomycota; Xylonomycetes; Xylonales; Xylonaceae
Product: Oxysterol-binding protein
Exons: 4
Coding region: 208-1389 (393 amino acids)
Biological process (GO): maintenance of cell polarity; endocytosis; piecemeal microautophagy of the nucleus
Cellular component (GO): membrane; intracellular membrane-bounded organelle; cytosol
Molecular function (GO): oxysterol binding
Source: RefSeq, a predicted model, not a curated record